GUUUUUUAAAAUUAUAAUAUAUUUUUAAAUAAUUAUUUUGUUUAAUAUCACCCAAUAAAUUAAUAGAAAGAACAAUAUUACUUAAAUCUAAUUAUUUAUAAUUAUUUGAUUGACAAUGAGACUAGUAAUAAGUGGGAUCCAUUAUUAAUUUAAUAGUUGUCAUAGAUUAUGUCAAUAAAUUAUGUAAACAAAUAAGGUAUAAAUAAUAUUAUUGUAACGGAUAAUCGAAUGACCCAAAACACAAAGAAAUGUAGCAUAUAAGAAUCUACCCAAUUAUCCAAAAACCGACAAACCCGAAAUCAAAUCAGCUUGGAUCCUUUUGGGUUAAUAUCGCCCACACCCCGGUAUCAAUGGGUUUGGGUCAUUAUGGGAUUCAGAUCACCCAUACCCGAGUCCACGGAAAAUGCCCAAUACUAAGAGCUAUAAAUGUGCCCUCUUCCCGCCCAAACCAAAACCAGUUUCUGUCUUCACUUGUCUACCUCUCUCUCUCUCGCACGCAGGCACCAUUGGAAAUGGAUUUGAGCGAUCCCAGAAAAGAGUUAGCAGGUUUCUUAAUACGACGCCAUUCCGAUCGGCUUCGUUCCAUCAUCGUCUCUCCUGACCCUCGCCUUCAUUACCCACUCUAUGUUGAUUUUGCAGAGUUAAUGGAUGACGAUCCACGACUUGCUCACCUCAUUUUCUCCCAACCCACCGAGUACUUACCCUUAUUCGAUGAUUCAGCUAAUUGGGCUCAGAAAGUCGUUUUUAUGGAUUUCAAAGGUUGGGAUGAUGCAAGUGUGAAGGAUUUUGUACAUAUUCGGAUUAAUAUCAGCGGUUCUCCACUGGAAUUCCCUGAAACUUUUCCGAGCAUUGGGCGUGUGAGAGUGAAGCAUCGUGGGAUUCUGCUCACUCUCAAAGGAACUGUAAUUCGGUCUGGAGCAAUUAAGAUGAUUGAAGGGGAGAAGAUAUAUGAGUGCCGAAAAUGUAAACACAGGUUCAAAGUAUAUCCUGAGGUAGAAACUAGAAAUUCCAUACCCAAACCAACUGUCUGCCCCUCCCAGAAGCCUAAAUUUUGUGAAAGCACCAGUUUCCAGCUUAUAGAGGACAGCAACAAAAUAUGUCACGAUUACCAGGAAAUUAAAAUCCAAGAAAGUACGCAAGUGUUGGGUGUUGGGGCUAUCCCUCGUUCGAUUCCCGUCAUUCUGAAAAAUGAUAUUGUCGACAUUGUUAAAGCAGGAGAUGAUGUGAUUGUUACUGGGGUUUUGACAGCAAAAUGGUCCUCAGAUAUGAAGGAUGUACGAUGUGAUCUUGAUCCUGUAUUAAUUGCUAACCAUGUGAGGAGAACAAAUCAGCUAAAGUCAGACAUAGAUAUCCCUGAGGAUGUUAUUAACAAAUUCAAGCGGUUCUGGUCCGAUUUCAAAGAUACCCCAUUAAAAGGGAGAAAUGCUAUUCUACGGGGUAUCUGCCCUCAAGUUUUUGGACUCUUCACUGUGAAGCUUGCAGUUGCCCUGACACUUAUUGGAGGUGUCCAACAUGUUGAUGCUUCCGGGACAAAAGUUCGCGGGGAGUCUCAUUUGCUACUUGUCGGCGAUCCAGGUACUGGAAAGUCCCAGUUCUUGAAGUUUGCUGCUAAAUUGAGCAACAGAUCUGUUAUUACAACUGGGUUAGGUAGCACCAGCGCUGGAUUAACUGUUACAGCAGUCAAAGAUGGAGGAGAAUGGACGUUAGAAGCUGGGGCCCUCGUAUUAGCAGAUGGUGGUCUUUGUUGCAUAGACGAAUUCGAUAGCAUGAGGGAACAUGACAGGGCAACUAUCCAUGAGGCAAUGGAGCAGCAGACUAUAAGUGUAGCCAAGGCGGGUCUUGUAACAACCCUCAGUACAAGAACAGUCGUCUUUGGUGCCACGAAUCCCAAGGGACAGUAUGAUCCUGAACAAUCUUUGUCUGUCAACACCACUCUCUCUGGACCCCUGUUAAGCAGAUUUGAUAUAGUCUUGGUCCUAUUAGACACAAAGAACCCAGAGUGGGAUGCAGUUGUUUCCUCUCACAUUCUUGCUGAGGCAAGACCUGAGAAAGGCAACUGUAAUGAAGAUCUGGAAAAAAUCUGGCCACUUCCCAUGCUUAGAAGGUACAUUCACUUUGUUAAAGGAUACUUUAGACCAGUCCUUACAAAGGAGGCUGAAAAAGUUAUUUCAAGCUAUUAUCAACUCCAAAGAAGAUCUGCGACUCAAAAUGCAGCAAGGACCACUGUGCGAAUGCUGGAAAGUUUGAUACGACUUGCUCAAGCACAUGCAAGGUUUAUGUUCAGAAAUGAAGUCACUCUGUUAGAUGCCAUCACCGCCAUUUUAUGCAUUGAAUCAUCAAUGACUACCUCAGCUAUAGUGGACAGUGUUGGGAAUGCCUUGCACUCCAAUUUUACUGAAAACCCUGAUGGAGAAUAUGCCAAGCAAGAAAGGAUAAUCCUGGAGAAGCUGACUUCCAUUGAUGAAUUCCCGGACAUAUAACAGCAUUGAAGGAUCAAUAAGUGGGUGAGGUUGUAGAAAACACAAGCAUCCAAGUUGAUUUGGUCAAGUCCAUUUCACUUAGCUGCUUGUGAGAGUGGAGGUAUUCCAUACUGAAUGGCUGUACAAUGUUGUAUUUCUGAGAUUUCAUGCACUGUUUAAACAGGUGAUAUGAUAACAGUACUUUUGAAUCUCUCUCUCUCUCUCUGGGUUUGCAUGUAUGUGUGUGUGUGUGUGAGAGAUUAUUCAGGCUGAUGAUAUAGCAUUAUGCCGUCUAUGUAGCACACCAUUAGCCUGAACAUUUUCAUUUUCAAUUUGAAUGUCUUCCCUUGCAGCCUGAAACUAUGCCCAAUCUACUUCAGAUGUUGUUAUGAGAUGGGAAAUUUUGAUGCCUGGCCACAUCGGCUUUCCUAACCUGAUCGGUGUGAUAUUUAUAGGUGUGUCUUCCAGGUGCCACCAUGGGUGUGCAAGCAUUUUAACUUUUAUUUAUGAUUAUUUAUUUUCUUUUUGUGUAAAAAGGUGAUGUAAAUGUAUUUGACUGCUGAUAUACAGAGAAGGGCUAUGUAUUACUGCUCUUUAUUUGUAGCAAAUCAUCAAAUGUUUUGGCAUUCUGACAGAAAUUUGGAAUUAUUCUUAAUCUCUCCCCCUUCAUAAUGUAUUAGCGUUGCU
Ilex paraguariensis (yerba mate) is the source of this 3146-nucleotide messenger RNA. NCBI's taxonomy places the organism in Eukaryota, Viridiplantae, Streptophyta, Magnoliopsida, Aquifoliales, Aquifoliaceae. The record is from the annotation of a GenBank genome assembly.